This is a messenger RNA of Lindgomyces ingoldianus, 1305 nucleotides long. RefSeq names its product PEBP-like protein. The transcript has 2 exons. The coding region runs from base 1 to 1305 and encodes 434 amino acids. The record is from RefSeq and is a predicted model, not a curated record. Lineage: Eukaryota; Fungi; Ascomycota; Dothideomycetes; Pleosporales; Lindgomycetaceae.
AUGGCAUCUGUCAAGUCGUCGAUACGUCCUUUCAACUCAUGUAUACGAUGCAUAAGACAGGCCGCGAACACUAACUCCCUUCUCAAUGGCUCCUCUAUCCGACUCUUUUCGAGUUCGACCGCGACCCGUGAAGAAGCCCAGGUGCAACCUCCAGCGCAACCCAACUCCAUGGAAAAAUGGGGACCACUUGAUCCCAACCUGGUCGACAACAAACGCGACGAACGCCGACUACUCCGACGAGAUGGAAUCCAGCCCAUCGGGUCUCGACGACGGCGCGCUGCCCUCCAAACCUCGGCUCUAAUCCCAUUUGAUCAACUCCCCUACCAGUGCUUCCAGGAGGCCAGGAAAAUAUUGUUCGAGGACCGACAGGAGAAGCUUAAGCAGAUCCAGAAGCAGAAGUCGAGGCUGCAAAACUUGGUGACGCAGGAUCCGGCGGUGAGCGGUGGAGUCAAGGCAAAGGAGGCGAGGAUUCGGAGCAUGCGGAACCAUUUGAACGAAUUGAUCAUUCUGGCCGACAUCAAUGACCCCAUGGUGAAGAAGAAGUUUGAGGACGGAGAAGGGGACAUGAACAAGUCCAUCUACCGCUACCUGGCCGACCGAAAAUGGCGACAGUACAAGCGCCUUAUUCUGGAGCAGCGUAUCAAGCAGCUGAAUAUUGUCCCGGAUAUUCUCCCAGCUCUGGACCCCAUCGCGGACGUUGAUCUGGCAUUCGGCCGAAGGAAAAUCGCUCCCGGAGAGUUUGUGGACUCGUGCAUCAGCGAAAGUAUACCGAGGCUGAAAGUCCAGACGUUCGAGCCCGGAGAGAAGCUAGUCACGGUCGUAGUCGUCGACGCAGACGUGCCGGUGCCGGAGAAGGAUGGCUUCACCUACCGUUGCCACUUCAUCGCGAACAACAUUCCUAUCUCAGCCACCCAAACUUCCAUCGCGCUCAACAGCCUCGACCACCAACCCAAAGACGUAAAAGAGCCUACACCAUUCCAUAUUUCCUCGCCUUGGCUACCACCGUGGGCUCACAAAGGCGCUCCAUACCACCGUUUAGCUGUCUUCGUGCUCGAACAACUCGAUGCCAGAGUUUUGGACGUUACCCAGGUCGGCAAGACGAAGAGGAUGGAUUUCAUUUUGCGAAGCUUUAUCGAUAAGAACAAACUGAAACCCAUCGGUGUAACUCUGUUCCGGACUAGAUGGGAUGAACACAUGGCAGCAGUGAUGCAGAGAGCCGGCUUUGGCGACCAGGUGAAUAUCGAAUUUAAGAGGAAGAGAAUCGAGCCGCUGCCGUACAAGAGGCGGACUGAGAGGAUGCGGUAG